AUGGAUAUUACAAAAUCUCCAGGAUACAAAGAUUUUUUGUGGGCUGUUAAUCUACAUCGUUUUGGAUUCGAAAUGGUGGGCUUAUGGCCUAAACUCAACAAAUGCACUGAGAAAAGUUUGUGGUCCGAAAUUUGGGUCGGCAUCAUUUUUAUUUUAUUAAUAUUUAUUUCUAAUGUUCCGAUGAUAUAUGCGGUUAUAGAAGUUUGGGGUAAUAUGGUACAUGUAAUAGAUAAUUUACAUACAACGUUACCGCAACUGAUAGUAUCAGUAAAAUACAUCAUUAUGCUUCGGAAACAAACGGUUGUACUGUCAAUUGUAAAUAUGAUGGCGGAAGAUUGGAUAGCAUUUAAACAAGAUAAAGAAAGAAAUGUGAUGAUAAAACAAGCACAAAUAGCACGAUUAAUUAUGAUAAUUGGAUAUGUUUUGAUGGGAAUAGCGGUUCUCGCAAUAAUCAUUCCACCUUGUUUUGGCAUUCCACUAAUAUACGUAGUAACGAAUUUCACGAGUGCGAAUAAACCGUUACCGUUGAAGAGUUAUCAUUUUUACAAUACAGAUAAAAGUCCGCAAUUUGAAUUGACAUUUUUUAUUCAUAGCUUUACAACCUUCUUAGCAGCUAUCAUUUACAUAUGUGUAGAUAUUUUUCUAAUUUUAAUAAUUCUUCACAUUUGUGGCCAAUUAGAAAACUUUAGAUGUCGAUUAACUGAUUUGAUUUCAUGCAAAAAUUUCAAUGAAGUUUUGAACAACAUCAUAGAAACCCAUUUACGUCUUAUCAGAUUUGUCGACAAUAUCGAAAAUACGUAUUCUGUAAUGAUGUUAGCAUUGAUAUUUCAUUUUGUUAUUGUAUUUUGCCUGAGCGGUUUUUUAUUUACUAUUAUAUUUACAGACAAAAAUGCAGAUAAAGCUGAUAUCAUGCAAGGAUAUUUGUCACUAUUAUUUCUUGUUGUUUUAUUGGUGAAUACUGUUCUCUAUUGUGGAGCAGGAGAACUUGUAACAGAGCAAAGCAAUGCUGUAUAUCGUGCAAUGUGCGAUCUUGAAUGGUACAAGUUGGAAUCAAAUAAGGCAAGAAAUCUUAUUUUGUUAAUGAUUCGAUCUAAAUAUCCUUUUUAUAUCACUGCAGGAAAGAUUUUUCCACUCACAAUGGGUACUUUUUGCAAUAUAUUAAAAUCAUCAAUCGGCUAUAUAUCAAUCCUAUUGACAGAACAUAGCUGA
Messenger RNA from Trachymyrmex septentrionalis, 1209 nucleotides. Its product is annotated as odorant receptor 22c-like. The transcript has 7 exons. Gene Ontology annotation, cellular component: plasma membrane. Bases 1 to 1209 code for a protein of 402 amino acids. The record is from RefSeq and is a predicted model, not a curated record. Gene Ontology annotation, molecular function: olfactory receptor activity; odorant binding. Lineage: Eukaryota; Metazoa; Arthropoda; Insecta; Hymenoptera; Formicidae. Gene Ontology annotation, biological process: detection of chemical stimulus involved in sensory perception of smell; sensory perception of smell.